AUGGGUGGCUUAGCACGCUUGCCUAAGCAAAUCACAUUCUUUCCCGAAAUUGCCCGGAUUCUUCUAUCCGGUGGCGUGAUUGCUGUACCGACCGAUACAAUUUAUGGUCUUGCAUGUUGCAGCCUUUCCACCCGCGGGAUAGACCGCAUCUACCAAAUCAAAGGUCGCGAUGCCGCUAAGCCCAUGGCGAUUUGUCUCGACAAGGCAAUCAGCCUGCCUCAGUGGAGCAACACUGAAGGCAUCGAAAGUAACCUCCUUUCCUCUCUUCUCCCCGGUCCAGUUACUAUUCUGCUUCCAAGGUUGGCAGAUGAUCCCUUGAACCCUCUGCUCAAUCCUUGUGUCAUGGAGAUCGGUAUUAGAGUGCCGGAUAGUUCUCUUGUCUGUCGCCUGUCAGAAGUCUUGGCAGUGGUUCUUUAUAGCGAGGGGGUGACCAGUGAGGAUCUUCAUGUUAGGCCCCAAUGUUUCUCGGCGGCUGCUAUUCCUCUUGUCCUCACCUCAGCUAAUGUCAGUGGUCAAAAAUCCACUCUCUCUCCUGAUGAGUUUUCUGAUCUGUGGCCCCAGCUGGACCUCGUGGUGGAUGGUGGCCGAAUUGGCGGUGACGGUAGUGGCGAUGAAUCGGUGAUUUCUCGUGCCGGUUCCACAGUUGUUGAUUUGUCUCCUGCAGUUAGGUCACGGGGUCAGAGGUUGCACUACCGUGUUCUCCGUGAUGGCAGUGCCUUACAUCAAACUGAAGAGACACUGCGCCACUUUGGGUUCAUCAGAGAGCCUGGUCUCUAA
Molecule: messenger RNA, 777 nt
Organism: Echinococcus granulosus
Lineage: Eukaryota; Metazoa; Platyhelminthes; Cestoda; Cyclophyllidea; Taeniidae
Product: YrdC domain-containing protein
Exons: 5
Coding region: 1-777 (258 amino acids)
Biological process (GO): regulation of translational fidelity
Cellular component (GO): cytoplasm
Molecular function (GO): double-stranded RNA binding; nucleotidyltransferase activity; tRNA binding
Source: RefSeq, a predicted model, not a curated record